Messenger RNA from Equus quagga, 752 nucleotides. RefSeq names its product ribonuclease P/MRP subunit p14 (gene RPP14). The transcript is spliced from 6 exons. Gene Ontology annotation, cellular component: ribonuclease P complex. The record is from RefSeq and is a predicted model, not a curated record. Gene Ontology annotation, biological process: tRNA 5'-leader removal. Bases 301 to 675 code for a protein of 124 amino acids. Lineage: Eukaryota; Metazoa; Chordata; Mammalia; Perissodactyla; Equidae.
GCAGGGUAGCAGCGACGGCGGGUCGCGCCGAGCGGCCAGAGGUACCUCUCGGCUCCGGCCCGGGACGCCGCGGGCGGAAAGCGAGGCCGGGCCGCCCUGUGCCGCUGUACCGCGCGGCCUCGGUGGCAGAGGGUGGCUGCGAGCGCUGAGCGGGACCACGUGUGCAAAGCGCGUGCGCCCGGCGCCAGGUGGGCGCUAAAUGGCGUACAUUAGUCGAAAAGAGUUGAAAACAACCUGAGUGCCCAACAGUAGAGGAUUGAGCUUUUAAAAAAAAUAUAUGUGUCAUCAGCUUUGGAAAAGAUGCCAGCUCCAGCCACCACAUAUGAAAGAAUAGUUUACAAAAACCCCUCUGAGCACCACUACAUGAAAGUCCGCCUAGAAUUUCAAGAUUGUGGGGCUGGCCUGAAUGCCGCACAGUUCAAACAGCUGCUUGUCUCAGCCCUGAAGGACCUGUUUGGGGAGGUUGAUGCUGCCUUACCCUUGGAUGUCCUAACCUACGAAGAGAGGACCUCAUCAGCCAUCUUGAGAAUAUGUAGCAGUGGUCUUGUCAAAUUAUGGAGCUCUUUGACUCUGUUAGGAUCCUAUAAAGGCAGGAAAUGUGCUUUCAGAGUGAUUCAGGUGUCUCCAUUUCUCCUUGCAUUAUCUGGUAAUAGUAGGGAGCUAGUAUUGGAUUGAGUAGUCUUCAAUUUCAGAAACAUUCCUCUACUCUCAGAAGUACUUUUUGGUGCCAGCAUAAUGUUUGAAGACUGAAG